Molecule: messenger RNA, 1539 nt
Organism: Adineta ricciae
Lineage: Eukaryota; Metazoa; Rotifera; Eurotatoria; Adinetida; Adinetidae
Source: the annotation of a GenBank genome assembly
AUGCAAGCAGCUCUUCGACAAAAACGGCGCAUAAAGCCUGAUCUCUGUAGGUUGGCGAGUUUUCGACAAUGGAAAUCAAACACUCAGUGCAACAUAUCAGCAGCACUUCUUUCUAAAGUUGGAUUCUCAUACACUGGACAAGGUGAUAAAGUUCGAUGCGAAGCCUGUAAAUUGGAAAUUGACUCGUGGAAACCUGGAAUGGAUCCGAGGCAAGAACAUAUGGAACGAAGUCCUCAAUGUCCAUUCGUUCUCGAGCAAAGUGAACUCUUUUCGAAACAAGAUCAAGCGGUAUCGAUUCUCAAAUCGCCAAUAGCUCGUACUAAUGUAUCACGUACUGAUUAUAGAGGAUAUAUGGACGAUGGUGGUGGUAGUCAAAAUCUUCAUAGGGACUCUGAUCAACCAACAAUUGAAAAUUUGUUCAUCAUUUCUCUAUCAACCGAAAUCGUUGACCGUGCUCGAGCCUACACGUUUCUCAACUGGCCGUCGAUUACACCAAGUGCACAAGAAAUGGCUUAUGCAGGUUGGUGGUACACGAACAUAACCGACAGAGUAAUUUGUAUUCAUUGUGAUGCAAUGUUUCACAACUGGAGUGAAACAGAUCGUCCGUACGAAGUUCAUCGUCUGAGGUCUCCGCGAUGCUAUUAUAUUCGUAUGAAUGAAAGUAAACAACCUACCAGUAAUCUACCGCCCAUACCCGUAGCGAACCAAACAAUCAAUGACACACCAAACGGUCAAUCCAUUGUUGGCGCAAUACACGCCGAAUACGCAUUAGUCGUUCGUCGUCAUCAAACAUUUGACAAAUGGCCAGGAAACGGCGAUACUCCACUACCAUCGAUAGAAUCCUUCGUCGACGCCGGAUUUUUUUAUACAGGUGAUAAAACUAUCGUGCGCUGCUUUUACUGUAAUGGAGCUUUGCGAAAUUGGCAAGCUUCAGAUGAUCCGAAAGUCGAACACGCCAGGUGGUUUCCGCAAUGUGCUUAUAUUCGCCAGUACAUUGGUGAAAAUCUUUAUCAAGCUAUUCAACGUAAAAAUCGUGAAAUACGUGCACAACAAAAUCUUCAAAUGAGUAACAGUGGUGCAUCGUCUCAAUACAUUCCGUGGACAAACGAUGAAAUUGACCGGAUGGUCAAGGCUCGUUUAGAUUUGCCUGUUGUCGAAAAACUUCGACAGGAAAAUUACAGCAUGGCAAUCAUUCGAAAAGUUUUUGAAAUGCAACUUCGAUUCAAAAAGGAUGAUUUCAAAACCGACGUCGACCUUCGAGUUGCUUGUCUAAUAUUAGAUAAACAAGUGAAAUUAAUCAAUGGAAAUGAAGGAAAUAUUUUAGUAGCACAACAUUGGAAUCCAAACCUAUUUGCAGCUCAUUCUCUGACAACGACAAAAACAGAAGAGUCACUUUGUGUACUGUGCAUGUCUACAGAUCGUCAGGUCGCAUGUCUUCCAUGUGGCCAUUUGACGAGUUGUGUCGCAUGUGGACAUAGUUUAAAAACCUGUCCGAUUUGUCGAACUGCUGUAAAAGCAUUUGUUCGCAUAUACACAUGA